Molecule: messenger RNA, 1629 nt
Organism: Penicillium pulvis
Lineage: Eukaryota; Fungi; Ascomycota; Eurotiomycetes; Eurotiales; Aspergillaceae
Product: amidohydrolase
Exons: 2
Molecular function (GO): hydrolase activity, acting on carbon-nitrogen (but not peptide) bonds
Source: RefSeq, a predicted model, not a curated record
AUGUACUCAUCUUCAGAUCCAACCAACUCGGUUGCAUAUUACAAUGGCCGAGUUUACACGGUCAAUCCAACCCAGCCAUGGGCCGAAGCCUUCAUUGUUUCGGCAAUGGGAAUUAUUGAGAUGAUCGGUCCUGAACAUGAAAUCCUCGCAAUCGCUACAACUAGAAACUUAAUCCGAUAUGACCUCGGGAAACAUUUUGUGAUGCCGGGGAUUCACGAUGCCCAUACGCACUUAUUAAUUGCCAGCAUGCAGGCAUUAAACGAAUCAUCAAUUGGGUUUGAUUGCGGUCCGAACGAUAUUGGCGACCGACUUAAACAGGGAGCCUGUGCUUGUACCUAUCAUAACGUUGCCGGUGACUGGGUUGUGGGCAAUUUUUACCAGGGUAGCUUUUUCCCCGACGGGAUCCCGGAUCGCAAAUAUCUCGAUUUCAAGUAUCCUAACACCCCCGUGUUGAUUCGUGAGGUAUCUUGCCAUCGAAUCUUACUCAAUACAACCGGCUUGGACAGGGCCGGUAUUGAUCCAUUUCAUGCGAUUGAUCCCCCGGGUGGCUUUUACGUCCGCCGAGCUGAUGGAACACUGACGGGGGAAGUGGCGGAGAACGCCAUGAGCCAGGUCUUUUCCAAAUUGCCAAUUCCACCACUAUCACAUGCGAAGAGAGCAUUGCAAUUCGGGGUGGGGAUGUGUCACCGUUAUGGAAUUACGUCUUGCCAGGAAGCGUCGGCCAAUUCAUUGUAUCUCCACGCUCUCAAGGAGUUGGAAGAGGAGAAUCGGCUCGAUCUGGAUGUAUACACACACAUUGUUUGUGCACCGGAAACCUUUGCCAUGGAGACCAGUGAGAGUUUAGCGGCUUUAUUAGACGUGGCCGAUGAGUUCCGCAGUAAGCAUGUGCAUACCAAUUUUGUCAAGUUUUGGCUAGAUGGAGCACCUUUACCACCGGGAUUCACUCAGUGCGACCUGGAUGCGCAUGGCCGCCCCGAGACCAAAAACAUGGUUAUUGGUUGGGAUUUUCUUCACGAUGCAAUCAAGAAAUACGAUGCACGCGGCAUGACCUGUAAACUCCAUGUUGCAGGCGAGGGCUCAACUCGGGGGGCGCUAGAGGUUUUGGAAAAGAUCCGGGCAGGAAACCCUAGCGGUCCGCGGCACGAGUUAGCACAUUGCAGUGCUGUCCAUCUAGAUGAUAUUCCUCGAUUCGCCGAAAAUCGCAUAACCGCUGAAAUGUCUCCGGCUAUCUUUCAUGAACCAGUCGUCAACAAGAUUCCUCACCUCCUGAGAUGGCCAUUCAACCAAAUUUUGGAAAGUGGCGCCCACAUGACAAUCGGGUCGGACUGGCUACUCCCGGCUAAUCCAAGUCUCUUCGAUGCGCUGGCUGCGAUCGUAGAGACGGUGAAGUUCCACCCCGGCGGAAAGAAUAGUACAUCUAUAUUGCAAGGAAAGAAUGGAAAAGAGCAAGGAGGUGAGAUCCUGUGUCGAGUCAUCACCCUCAGUGGUGCAGAGGCUGUGGGCGCCCAAGACCGGGUAGGAAGCCUCGAAGUUGGCAAGACCGCAAACUUCAUUGCCGUCGAUCGUGACCUCAGCAAGGGAGAGUUUUCCGGUGCUAAGGUUCUAAAGACCUGGUUUGAAGGGCGGAUG